AGUUUUUAUUUUUAUUGUUAAAACCUUUUAUCCUGCGUUAAACUGUUGAGACUCACCACUGCAUAUCAGCAUGGCUGAAAUGAUGAUGAACAGAAAUGAAAUGGUGCCGGACGCCAAGUCCCAGGUCCGGAUGUGGGGUUGGGAUUCUGGCAUUCAGUCAGGGGCAACCACAGCCUCCCCAUCAAUAAGUGGGGCAAGCCACCACGAUGGGAACUUCCCCGAUACAAACCAAGUACUCGGGGAAUGGCAACGAGAGUUUACAAUGGAAGAAGCAAACCAAAUCCAUGAUCAGUUUGUGCGCACACGUGCCGAUCGUGUCCGCGACGUGCUGUUCCCUGAAACCAUGAUGGAGGAAAGUGGGCCCGUCCCAAGCACACAAUACGAGUCGAACACGGCAACAUCCGUGCAGAGAUUGGCAGAACCAUCGCAACAACUUAAGAAGGCAGUGGUAAACUUGAUCAAUUAUCAGGACGAUGCCGACCUCGCCACGAAAGCGAUCCCCGAGUUGACUGGUCUUCUCAAUGAUGACGACCAAGUGGUUGUUCAACAAGCAGCACAAAUGGUGCACAUGUUGUCCAAGAAAGUUGCGAGUAGACAAGCGAUAAUGAAUAGCCCGGCCAUGGUGUCGGCGCUCGUUAGAGCCAUGCAGAACGCCACCGACCCCGAGACCCAGCGUUAUUGUACCGGCGCCCUACACAACUUGUCGCAUCACAAACAAGGAUUGUUGUCAAUAUUCAAAUCCGGGGGAAUUCCUGCUCUUGUCAAAAUGCUCAGUUCCCCAGUUGAGUCGGUUGUGUUCUACGCGAUCACCAGCCUGCAUAAACUACUUUUGCACCAAGAGGGAGCUAAAGAGGCAGUGAGAUUGGCAGGGGGGUUGCAGAAAAUGGUGUAUCUAUUGUCGCGUGACAACGUAAAGUUUCUGGCAAUUGACACCGAUUGUUUACAAAUCCUAGCUUAUGGAAAUCAAGAGAGCAAGUUGAUCAUUCUUGCGAGCAACGGACCCCAGGAAUUGGUCCGCAUCAUGAGGACUUACGAUUAUGAGAAGUUAUUAUGGACGACUAGUCGCGUGAUCAAGGUGCUGUCGGUUUGUUCGAGUAACAAACCAGCCAUCGUAGAAGCAGGUGGAAUGCAAGCACUUGGCAUGCACCUUGGGUCACCCUCACAAAGGCUGUUACAAAACUGUUUGUGGAGUCUUCGAAACUUAUCUGAUGCUGGAACCAAACAAGAUCAUGUGGAGAACUUGCUACAGAUGCUUGUCCAGCUUCUAUCAUCGAAUGACAUCAACGUGGUUACAUGCGCUGCGGGGAUUCUAAGCAACCUUACUUGCAACAACAUGAGUAAUAAGACCAGAGUGUGUCAGGUUGGAGGAAUCGAAGCUUUGGUGCGCACUGUGUUGCAAGCUGGUGAUCGUGAGGAUAUCACGGAACCCACAGUGUGUGCGUUGCGUCAUCUUACUUCGCGUCACCCAGACGCUGAGAUGGCACAAAAUGCUGUUCGGUUGCAUUACGGCCUCCCAGUGUUGGUCAAACUGCUUCACCCACCUUCAAGAUGGCCGCUCAUUAAGGCUGUUGUUGGUUUGAUUAGAAACUUGGCUUUGUGCGCUGCCAACCACGCGGCACUUCGUGAGCAUGGCGCGAUACCACGGCUUGUGCAACUACUAAUGCGUGCCCACCAAGACACACAGCGUAGGACAAGCAUGGCGUCGAGUCAUAGCCAGAUGUCUGCUGCUUAUGUGGACGGAGUACGAAUGGAGGAAAUAGUGGAAGGAACAACUGGAACACUCCAUAUAUUGGCUCGUGAACCUCACAGUAGAUCGGUCAUCCGAGGACUUAACACAAUCCCUCUGUUUGUGCAACUUCUUUAUUCACAGGUUGAGAACAUCCAGCGGGUGGCAGCAGGCGUGUUGUGCGAAUUAGCGCAAGACAAGGAAAGUGCCGACCUCAUCGAGAACGAGGGGGCGAGCGCUCCAUUGACCGAGUUGUUGCAUUCCAAAAAUGAAGGAGUUGCCACGUACGCAGCUGCUGCAUUAUUCCGCAUGUCCGAGGAUAAAUCGCAAGAUUACAAGAAGAGAUUGUCUGUUGAGUUGACGAGCUCCUUGUUCAAGGAUGAUGGAGCUUUAUAUAAUGGUGCGGACCUAAUGGACCCCUGCAUGCAAGGUUACCAACACCAGAUGACCCCCCCGAUGUCUCAUCAAAGCUCCGUCAGUUCAGUUCAUAACUCGCACCAUUCUGGGUUCCCACAAGCAGAAGGCCAACAACCCAUGGACUUUCAACAACACCUCGUCCCGCCGGCAGAUUACCCGCUACCAGACCUUUCAAACGACUUGGACCUUGAACCAAUGAUUGGUGUUCAACAACCAUGGCUCGAUACUGACCUCUAAGAGAUUGGAUGAGGGAUGACGACUUUGUAAAGACUCUACAAUCAUGAACAUUAUUGAAACCCCGGAUAAUUUUUACUUGUACAGAACUUUUAUAAUUUGCUGAAUCAUCAUUGAAGGUUUUGCUGAAUCAUGUUGGAAGUGAAUUUCUUAAAAAGAAAUUUUGUUAAAAUUGUUUUCGGAAAAAUGUUAGUGAAUGAUUUAUGGUGCUUCCAUGGUGAUUAUGACAUCACAGCCAGUUCGUUUUAUAUUGUUUUUAUGACGUAGCCUUAAACCUGGUAACCAUAGCAACUCUGUAGCUUCGUGUGAAUAAAAUAAAAUGUACAGAAAAUA
This is a messenger RNA of Ciona intestinalis (vase tunicate), 2710 nucleotides long. Lineage: Eukaryota; Metazoa; Chordata; Ascidiacea; Phlebobranchia; Cionidae. The record is from RefSeq.